AUGCCUGGCGUCAUGGACCCCAGCAUGACACUAGCCAAUGCGACGCAUAACACAUCUGUUAUCCUCCUCCACGAGCGCAUUGCAUACCCGGACUCCGAGCUUUUCAACCUGAAUCUCCCUAGUAAUUUCAGUGCCGAGAACUGCCUCAAUGCCGCCAUAGAGACAGCAAAUAUAACAACCAAGUACCUCGGGGGUUACCCGUCGGCUCGUGCUGUGCCACCGCAAAUGGGAAUAUGCGCUUUCGUCAGUGCCAGAACCCUGAUAGUUCACUCACAAUACUACAAUACGCCUUUAGCUAAGGAAUUCAAGCAUUUAAUGAACAAUUUGACAGACAUGUCCAAUCGAUGGGCUGGCCUUGAACAGGUAGAUCGAACAAGCAAAACUCCCAACUUUUUUGACCAGUUAUGCAACAGUCUGCAAAGUCAGCACCAACAUACCCAAACAGCAGUUACUGGCCAAAGCAUGCAAGCAUCCGUCUUGGAACUUGAAGUUGAAGGCCCUGUUCUCAGUUCGAGAAUCGACAGUCCCGGACCCUCCCGAAAUAAUCACGCCUCCACGAAGACCAAUCUGCCACCAACUGUCAAUAACCUGACACCCAGAAUGCAUCAUCCAAACCAACUGACCGACAGCCAAUGGCAUGCAGACUCACAAUCCUCAACUACAAUAUCCAAGGAUGAGUUAUUCACCAUAUCUCAAACUUUGAUGAACAACGACUUCCUUGGGCUUGAUCGUAUUGUUAGCUUUGAGGACAUGAUGUCGGUUGGAAAUAUGUCACAGUACUAUGGUACUAAUAGCUAG
Messenger RNA from Fusarium subglutinans, 798 nucleotides. RefSeq lists its product as uncharacterized. The record is from RefSeq and is a predicted model, not a curated record. Lineage: Eukaryota; Fungi; Ascomycota; Sordariomycetes; Hypocreales; Nectriaceae. Gene Ontology annotation, cellular component: nucleus. The transcript is spliced from 2 exons. Bases 1 to 798 code for a protein of 265 amino acids.